GGUUUGUUCGAUACACCAAACCGACGAAUCCAAGAGAUCGAAGUUAUAAGAGAUGUUAAAGAGAAGGGGUUGGAUGGCUCGUUGGACCAUCGACCUCCGGGGAAGGAGAGCUGAUGAGCGCUCUAAUUAUACGUCCUUUUCCCCUUAAUUAUACCUGAAUUCUUUUCUUUCCCGUUUCUCGUCUCCACCUAACCUUAUCAUCUUCUCUCUCUCUCUCUCUCUCUCUCUCUCUCUCUCUGUAUAUAUAAAUGAUGCACCCCAUCCAGAAGCAUGUACUCCAGCCUCCUCCUCCUCCUCCGCCCAUAGGAGCCUACCAAGACCAUGGGUCUCCCAACCUCAAUGGCACAAGCGAUUGUGAUUAUUGGGCCAAUACUCACCACCCUCUUCUCCUUCUUAUCAGUGCCCGCUGCCGCUCGUCUGCUCAAUGUUACUUCACCAGAUUUAACAACAACAACAACGACAAGAAGCAGGAACCUAUUAGACAACGGCCUUGCUCGAACUCCCCAGAUGGGUUUCUCCCCUGUUAUAAAUACUAGUAGUUUACAGGGUCGACUAAUUUAUUGGUAUGGGAUUCUUAGAUGGAACAGCUGGAACCAUUUCCAUUGUGGGAUUGACGAGAAAAUGAUUAAAGAAACAGCGGAUGCAAUGGUGGCAACCGGUCUUUCAACCCUUGGUUAUAAAUAUAUUAAUAUAGAUGACUGUUGGGCUGAACUUAAUAGAGAUUCACAGGGAAAUUUGGUUCCUAAUGCCACAACCUUUCCUUCUGGUAUGAAGGCUCUAGCAGAUUAUGUCCAUGGCAAAGGACUCAAUCUUGGAGUCUACUCCGAUGCAGGGACCUAUACUUGCAGUAAGGACAUGCCUGGAUCACUAGGCCAUGAAGAACAAGAUGCAAAAACCUUUGCCUCGUGGGGAGUAGACUACUUGAAAUAUGAUAACUGUUACAAUACUGAUACCAGCCCAAAGGAAAGGUACCCAAAGAUGAGUCAAGCCUUACUGAACUCAGGAAGGUCUAUCUUCUUCUCCUUGUGUGAAUGGGGGCAGGAAGAUCCAGCUACUUGGGCGCCCAGUUAUGGAAAUAGUUGGAGGACAACUGGUGAUAUUGAGGAUAACUGGGCGAGUAUGACAUCUCGAGCAGAUCUAAAUGAUAAGUGGGCACCUUAUGCUGGACCAGGCGGCUGGAAUGAUCCUGACAUGCUUGAAGUGGGAAAUGGUGGCAUGACAACAGAGGAAUACCGUUCACAUUUCAGUAUAUGGGCAUUAGUUAAGGCUCCUCUAUUGAUUGGUUGUGAUAUUCGAGCGAUCGAUAAAAUAACCCUUGAAUUGCUUAGCAAUGAAGAAGUUAUUGCAGUUAAUCAAGAUAAGCUUGGAGUCCAAGGAAAAAAGGCUGAGAAGGAUGGAGAUUUAGAGGUUUGGGCUGGCCCUCUUAGUUUUUACAGGGUAGCAGUUGUACUAUGGAACAGAGGAUCUUCAAAGGCUCAAGUUACUGCUUACUGGUCGGACAUUGGCCUUAAACCAUCAACUGUUGUCACAGCUCGAGAUUUGUGGGAGCAUUCGACGAUGUCAUCUAUUCAGGGCAAACUUUCAGCUGAGAUUGAGUCACAUGCCUGUAAAAUGUAUAUCCUCACACCGCAGUAGCUAGGAAUCCAUGAAGAUUAUGUGUGUGCUAUAGAGAAGCAAAGCUUUGGCAUGCUCAUAGAUGUAUCUAUUCAUGAGCCAAGAAGAUGGUUAUGGACUCUUAUUACAGUUAACAUGUUGACAUAAA
Messenger RNA from Macadamia integrifolia, 1762 nucleotides. RefSeq names its product alpha-galactosidase. Gene Ontology annotation, biological process: carbohydrate metabolic process. The coding region runs from base 322 to 1635 and encodes 437 amino acids. The transcript is spliced from 15 exons. Gene Ontology annotation, molecular function: hydrolase activity, hydrolyzing O-glycosyl compounds. The record is from RefSeq and is a predicted model, not a curated record. NCBI's taxonomy places the organism in Eukaryota, Viridiplantae, Streptophyta, Magnoliopsida, Proteales, Proteaceae.